UGUCAAAGUACCUAUGCGCGGAUGUUUACGUUUUUCCAUUCUCUUUAAGUUAGUUUAAGGUUCCUCUGCUUGAAGUCUUUUUUAGUUUUGUUUCAAUAAAAAAAUGUUGAGGAUUACCACCAAAAAGGCCACGAAUUUAUCAUGCAGAUGUCUGCAUAGCAGGACCGGCAAUCAUUCGAAUCAUUUUAACAUAGAAUCAAUUUGUAGCGAAGAUAACAUUCGUCGGUGUAUCAAAUCAAUGCAAUCGGCUCCGCAAGUCAAAUUAUCGCAAAAACAAUACGACACAGAAGCUGCCGUCUUGAUUCCGCUGUGCACACAUAACGAUAAGCUUAGUUUACUGUAUACAGUGCGUUCAGCCAAAUUAAGCAAGCACGUUCGUCAGGUUUCCUUUCCGGGUGGCUUACGCGAUGCGGACGAGUCAUGGGAAAAUUGUGCACUUCGUGAAACGGAGGAAGAAAUUGGCAUUCCGAACCAGCAAAUUCAAAUUUAUGGAACUGGUCGAAUGAUCGUACCAGCUCGACCACCGUCAAUAAUGCCAAUCGUAGGUUUUGUGAAUCAAUUCGACAUUCGAUCGCUGAAACUGAAUAGCGACGAAGUGGAGAGCUGUUUUACCGUUCCACUGAAGGAACUUUGCCGAAAUGAAAAUAAGCGACACACACAGUUCAAGGGAGGAUAUUGUGUUCCCACAUUCAUAGGUGCCGAGAAACGGAUAUGGGGAAUUACUGGAUUGAUUACGCACCUAUUCCUUACUGCACUGCUACCGAAAGACAUCUACUCCCAUCCCAUGAAAUUCGUAUCGAAAUAUCGACCGGUGACUAGCUAGUGAUUACAAUUUGUUCGUACCUGCAAAGUUGUUAAAUAAAUCAAAUUUUGUUG
Bradysia coprophila is the source of this 876-nucleotide messenger RNA. RefSeq names its product mitochondrial coenzyme A diphosphatase NUDT8-like. Gene Ontology annotation, molecular function: coenzyme A diphosphatase activity. NCBI's taxonomy places the organism in Eukaryota, Metazoa, Arthropoda, Insecta, Diptera, Sciaridae. The record is from RefSeq and is a predicted model, not a curated record.